AUGAAUUGCUGUCUAAACCACUGGUCGGCGCUUCUGUUCGCCACCACUGCAUCGCUGGACAGUUGUGACUGCGCGGACACAACUGUCCAGCGAUGCAGUGGUGGCGAACAGAAGCGCCUAACUGUUGGCCUGGAGUUAGUCCAACAAAUCAAGCCUAACCUCCUAUGCAUUGACGAACCGACCAGUGGUUUAGACAGCAAUUCAUCUGAAAUUGUAAUCCAGUGUUUAAAACGCCUGACAGAGAAACACUCGAUGGCAAUCGUGACGUCAAUACAUCAGCCAAACUCACUAAUACUGGCGAUGUUUGACCGGUUGUACGUCCUCUCAAAGGGCGGUCAUUGUGUGUUUGCCGGACCGCCCACUCAGCUCAGGGCACAUCUCAACAGCUGCGGCAUCGAAUGUCCCUCACAUUUUGCCCCAAUUGAACUCAUAUUAAAAAUUGCAUCAAACUUUCCGAAUAAAGCACUGCUGACAAUCAAAUACGACUGGAUGAUGAGCGUGAUGGCCUGCUUGUUUUGUAUGCUAAUAUCCGUAGCGCUCAGCUAUCUAUACGACUUUGAUGUCGGUGAACGCACUGUCUGUGUCGACAACACCCACACCAAUAGCACCCAAUCGACGCACUCGUCCUAUACAUUGGCGGCCAAAGAGGCCGCAGUGACCGAAAACGUGAAGCUCUUGUUUUUUGGCCAGAUUGCCGUCGGCUAUAUGGCAAUGGCCAGCAGUUUACUAGUAUUCCCCGUAGAAGUGCGCGUAUUUCUCAACGAACACCGCAACGGGUGGUACUCAACCGGCGCCUACUAUUGGAGCAAAUCUAUAAUCGAUUUGCCUGUUAUAAUGUUAAUGGCGUUCAUCUAUGCGACCAUGAUUUUUUUCAUCAGCCAUCAGGAAGCUGACGCAUUUCGUUGGGCGUACUAUUCCAUGGUCGUGGUAAUUAAUGAUAUGCAUAUUAUUUAA
Molecule: messenger RNA, 954 nt
Organism: Medioppia subpectinata
Lineage: Eukaryota; Metazoa; Arthropoda; Arachnida; Sarcoptiformes; Oppiidae
Source: the annotation of a GenBank genome assembly